AUGUCCGCGCGUCUCGCCCUAAGGAAAAACUCAUCUAUUCAGUUUCGGCUAGCGAACCGUUCAAUCAUCAGUGGUUUCCCCAGUAAAGAUAGCUACUGGAUCGACUAUUUCUUCUAUGUCCCGAUAACUGAAGCAUCAGUCGGUCCCCGGUGGAUCAAUAAGAUAGUUAGAAAGUGGAGAAGAAAGGUUAUCAAUCCAUUUCCGAAGGUUCCACCAGAUUUUCUCACACUAGCAGAGUUACUAGCAUCCGAGCGUUGCAAUUGGCAGGAAGACUUUUCUCCCCAACGAAUCGAAGACGCUCGAGCCCGCUACUUCGUCGGUUCCGAUUCAUCAAACACUUCGUCGCAAGCAACCAUGGAGAAGAGACCAUCAGUUCGUGAAAGGAAGGAGGCCGAGGCACGCCGUUUGGCCGGUGAGUCCGAAGGCGGCGUCCAGAACAUGGAAGUCGAUGUCGCGGCCGCCCCUUGUCCUGGGCGUCGCUCCGAAUCCUCUGCUGGAAAUCGUCCCGGACGUCGCUCCGAAUCACCCGCUGGAAAUCGUCAUGGGCGUCGUUCCUUAUCUAUAGCCUCUUUGACGACGGAAAUGUUGCCGAAGUAA
Messenger RNA from Arabis nemorensis, 597 nucleotides. The record is from the annotation of a GenBank genome assembly. NCBI's taxonomy places the organism in Eukaryota, Viridiplantae, Streptophyta, Magnoliopsida, Brassicales, Brassicaceae.